This is a messenger RNA of Rhineura floridana, 5814 nucleotides long. It is a transcript of the gene ZNF185, whose product is annotated as zinc finger protein 185 with LIM domain. The transcript has 31 exons. Bases 200 to 2776 code for a protein of 858 amino acids. The record is from RefSeq and is a predicted model, not a curated record. NCBI's taxonomy places the organism in Eukaryota, Metazoa, Chordata, Lepidosauria, Squamata, Rhineuridae.
AUUCUGGCUUGCCCACACCUUUGCUGCUGAGGGCAUAGGACUAGUGGAGAGAGAGGGUGUGCAGUUCCAGCCACAGCUGUGAGGAGUCCUGUUAAAUGCUCGAGGACGCUUUCGGAGAGGGAAUCUGCUACUGCUGCUGAAGGGCUGAGAGAACAAUUAUAUCUGCUAGUGACAAGAUCUGAGGAAAGCAACACGAACCAUGCUGUCCCUUGGCGUCAUGAAAGAUGGCAUCAUUGUACCCAGCGAGGAGGAUCGGAAGAGGAUCAUUACCCAGAUGAAAGUGCGGACAACGCUGAAAGGGGAUAAAAGCUGGAUUCAGCAGAAAUCAGACUCUGAGGAGGAGCAGAAUCAUAGCCCGUUACAUUCACCACUGAGGACCAGGUGCACCAAUGGAAAAUUUUCUGCCUCACCAAGAACUUUGUCGCCAGCUCGCAGGUGCCUUUCUCCCAGAACAGCCUUUGCGGAACCGACUUCCCAAGCAGAACCACAGUCUCCAAAAAGUUCACCCAAAAAGUCUCACAGUACCACAUCGCCUUCUGGAUAUCUCAUCAGGGGAGUUUUCACCAAGACCAUUGAUAAGACUCCUCCUUCAAACACAUCAUCCAGUGGCUCACAAAAAAGUGCCAAGAGUGCCAGCCUACCCCGCUUCACUCAAGGAUACAAGAUGACUACUGAGGAAUAUAAAAGACUAGCUCCCUACAACAUCAAGCGAGAACUGUCAGACCCAGGUGAUGUGGAGCCAUCAGUUUCCCCAGAUGAGCAAAAGAAGAGGACGGAAGCUGCAAGUAGCGUGCUCAGGCGAACAGCCAGCAGGGAGCGCUCCUAUGUCAUUUCAGCUGCCAAGAAAAGCAAUGGAAGUCCAGUGCAAGAAGCGCCGCCUUUCAUGGCCAAGAGGGUCGACAUAGAGGACGACACUGGCCCACGUUCCAGGAGUCAGACAGUACCUGCCUCAGCAUGGUUCAGUAGCCGAGGAAAGAGCACCUCCAAUGGGGAAGGAAGGAGCGCUUCAGGUUCGCCCUGUAGUCAGCCAAGCAUGGUGAAUGCUGCUUAUACCACAAGCAUGGAAGAUUCAGGGAAUAGCAGAAACCCAUUCUCCCGAUCCCAUUCUGAAUCCUUAUUCAAGCAAUUUAGUUCCCUGGAAAGCAGUAACAAGACAGAUCAGGAGAAGUAUCAAAUGACUUCCUGGGACAAUUCUACUCCAAAAGCCCCUACAUCUCCUUCAAAGAGAAGUGAGAAGAAUGAAAGAAAAUCCCAGGCCACACUCAAUGCUGAAACACCAAGUACCAUUAUUUCUGAGGACAGCUGGGAAGCAAGAAAGCUGAAAAGUACAACAGUGUAUCAAACACCUCCAGUUCCUCACAUUGUCAUCUCCCCAGAGGCAAGCCCAAAGAGGUCCAGCUGUCAUUAUCGAACCAGGGAUGCCGACUCGACAACUGAGACAUAUGAUCGGUCCAUAACCAGAGAACACCUGAGUGAUGUAGAUGUUGGCUCUCCAAGAUCUGCCCCGGAUGACAAAGUGGGAAGCUCCAUCGGAGAGGUCAAAUAUGGGAGCCCAAGUUCACGAGUCACAGAAUUCAGUGAGCAUCAACCAGUCGCAGCCAAGGCCUGCUCUUUCACUAGGGACAGCACAGAUACUCUCUCGGGAGCAAGAUACAAUGUGCCCACCCACUUUGACAAUGAUAAGGGUGUUGAUUCAAAAAGAUCUUUAUCUGACUUUGAGAGGAAGGCUACACAAGAGAUGGCAUACGAGAGCCUGAGCGACACAGAGUACAGAAAGGUGGAAGCUCACCUGGCGAAAUCUGGCUCACGGUCCAGUGAAAGCAGUCUUAAUACCAGUGGCACCCAAAGCGAAUUCCUGAGAGCUGCCAAGAGGGAUGGAUCAGAACUGGACAAUGCCAGGUCCAGCUCCCUCUCUACAGAGAGCGGUGUUGCCACUUUGGAGAGCCAUCAAGGAGAGCAUGGAUCAGACUCAAGCGCAUCAGGUCUCUCCAGGGGGGUUGCUAUGGGCAUGUCUGAGGCCAGGCAUAGGACCUAUGUGGACAACCCCUGUGUUUUGGAGAGUGGUCACAGGACAUCGUCGAAUCUGAAUCGCCAGCCCAACAAUACUGUCAGAUCAGAAACUAGUUAUAGGAUGCCAUCGUAUCUGAGCAACCAGCCAUACAAUGCCAGGAAGUUGGAGAUCAGUCAUGGGAUAACAUCACACCUGAACAACCAGGCAUUCAACAUGCAAAGUAUGGCCUACUACCCCUUCAGAGAUGGCUCAGUGACUAGCUCUCCAAGGAGCCAUAGGAUGCCUUUCUAUAACGACAUUUGUGAUAGACAGAUCAGAAGGAAUUUGACGGGUUCAAAGGAGAGGGGUGCGGCUGCUUCUCGGCUUAAGAAUCCCUCAGCCUCUGGUUAUGACUCAGACCCCACCAUGUCAAGCAAAGGCCUCCUCUUUGUGAAGGAAUCCAUUAACAGCACAGAGUUGUCAUCCUCGCCCCGUUACAAUAGUCGCAGCCUGGCUGAUUUGUCUGAGCUGGAGAGGACAAGCUACGGCAGUGCCAGCUUUCUGAAUAGCAUCCCUCCCAAAAGACCCUCCGGAGACAUCUGCACUUAUUGUGGCCGUGAGAUCCGCAACUGUGCAAAGAUUACCAUUGAGAACCUCAAAAUCUGCUGCCAUGAAUACUGCUUCCGGUGUGGGAUAUGCCACAAGCCAAUGGGAGACCGCCUGCAUGAAAUCUUCAUUCAUCGUGACAUAGUCCACUGUGAUAAGUGCUAUGAGAAGCUCUUCUAGGAUUUCCUUAGCUUGGAAGAGCCCGGCCAGAGCAAAGUCUGUCUGCAGCCACAUGGACUAGGAUGAUUCCAGUGCCUUCCGACCAGCAGACAUCCCCGCUUCCUGUGCUCUCAAGUUACUCUCCUCUUGCCACUUUUUCCCAGGGAAAGCGAUUCACACCCACUCACUUAACUUUGCCAGCCACCUGGUAACAGGCAGGCUGGUCCUAAUAGGAACAAAACAAAAAGGCAGUGUCAACUGUCCCCAAAAACAGUACUGGAGAUUCUAAGUUGCUGAGCACCUCCGAGUCAUUUGUCUUGAGGGAAAUUUGUUGGGGCUAUGCAAUUCUAAGAAACCUGUCCAAGGGCUAAACUAAAUGAGAUGCAGGGGGGACACAGCGUUCCUAUUUGACAGGACAGCCCCUAUUCUGUAGUAUUAAUUUCUAGUAAAAUACUAUUCCUGGUUGCUUCCAUAUGACCUAUUUAUUGUGCAUUCGUCUUGAUUUGUUUGCACAAAGUUUGUGGGGAGACGUUAAAUGAUGUUGGCUACUUAUUGGGCAUUCAUUCUGAUUUGUUUGCGGGGAAGUUAUACAAUGUUGUAUUAAGCAAUUAUUAUUAUUAAGCAAUGCCCAGUGCAUUUUCUUUUAUUGCAAAAAGUCCAGUUUUUUGGGGGGGGGGAAGCAGGUUGCACAAGAACACCAAAUCUACUUUAAUUGUGCAACCUGAAUUUGCUGGUAUGUGAUUGAAUCCCACCCCAAAAUAGCAACAGUCUGAAAGCAUCCUUUGUUUUGAUUUCGGGAUGAUUUUUAACAAAAUUAAUGUAAACAUGUGCACACCUGAGAGGUUGGACAUGUGCCCAGAGGACAAUCCUCUGUUUGAAAGAGUUUUCUAUUUGAAGAGCUGUCUGAUCCAACUUUAGUUUAAAGAUAAGGUGCUAUAAGAUGGGAAGCUUGCAGGGGCCUUGAAAUCUGCCCAUCAACAGCACCUAGAUGGCAGUACUGACCAGGCGCACAGGCUGCCUGGUCGCAGUCUAUUCAACUAUGAUGUAUUAUAUUUCUACUUCAAUUACAGUAAUUAUUUCCAAAUUUGGAUCUAUACAUACAAAUUGGCAUGUGCAAAUAUUAUGCAAAUACAUGACCUCUUGUCUUUUUUUUGGGGGGGGUGAUGCAUUUCCUCUUUUUUGGCGAUGCGUACCUGGCCACCCUAACCCAUAGGGAGGGGCCAUAGCUCAGUUCAAACAUGCCUUGUAUGCAGAAAGUCCAGGGUUGAUUUCUGGAAUCUCCAGAUUAUUUUUUUUUAAGGAACAUGAGCAACAUAUGAUUGAUAAUAUCUGCCAAGGCCCUGUUGAGCUACUGCCACAUAAAACAGACAAUGAUUGGGCUAAGUAUGGUAUGAUUCAGUACAUGAUAGCUCCAUAUAUUCACUAGCUUCCCUUCCAUUCUACCAUAAAUGCUUGGCCAGAGACAUAAUGUGGCUGAAUAUGCAAUAUGAGUUGUAUUGUAGCUAUUAUGUAAAUGCCAUCAGUUCUGUUGUGAGAUUGAACAUUCUAAAGCUUUUAUUAUUUAAGUAAACAGUUACAAUUUACUAACAUGCCUGCUUCAGAGACAACUGCUCAGCAAGGUGUUUGCAGAGUAAAUGUAUACAAUUUACAGUUGGCAGAGACAAACCUUCCACAAUGCAUCAUGACUGCAUGGAAGGAAGUCCCUCAUGUAGUCAGUCAUCCUUGAUGUGAGCAUAGGAUUGUGUGCACAAGAGUGGCCAGAACUGAACUGUGGAAUAUUGGAAGAGAUGUACUGGUACUGUUAGGUACUUUUAGACCAUGGUGUAUGUGAGCGCUACAGUGCCCUUGAGGUCUUCCCCUGGCACCCACAAAGCCUCUGAGCCCUCCCCCCCCUUCACUACCUGCUUGGUCAUGGCAUGGUGUGGGUGAUUACCUUUUUCUCCCUUGAAAAGUACAUCGACCUGGAGGAGGGAGUCAGAACAGGGACACACUCCCCCACUUCCUCUUUCAACUUUGUGUGCUUCUCAAGGUCCAGGUUAAUUCAGCUGCAUCAGACUUUUACUCACAUCUCUGGGAAAAGUGAAGUGUGUCUCUGUGUAUGCUUCCUCUCUGUCUUGGAGGGGGUGUAAUCUGGGGGAGCAAAGUGACCAGAAUGGGUGGCACCCAUGACAUUCACUCAAAAAUCCAAAUGUUCUCCACUGGCCUAAAUAUGGUGAUCCAUUUUAGACUCUAGACUUAAUGGUCUUCUCAGGGGGGGGAGCUAUUUAGAUGGUAAUGUAUAUUACUGCACUCACCCCUGCUGUGUUUGCCCUCUCCCCUGCCCCACUCAUUUUGCUGAAUGGGACCCUCUGCCCAAAAGUCCUGCCCUGAUGGCAGGCACAAAAAUGUUUUGACUGGUUUACUGCAGCACUCUGAAGCUGGUAUGUUAGUGGCAUUUUUUAUCCAAAACCUGAUUUUGAGCCUCAGGCCACAGUUGCUUAACUCUUGCAGAGUUGUUGGGAAGGCAAAUGAGACAGUGAAUAUUAAAAGCCUUUGCAUGUUGAGUUGCUAUAUUAAGAUAAACAUUUAAUGUUCACGUUUCAAAACAGUAGAAUAUUUUUGAUCUCCUCUGGGAGAGGGACUCCUCAUAUCCUUUAAAAGUGCUUCCAGUUAAAAUAUCAUGCACUCCUCCAAAUUAUCAGUUCUUGGCAUCGAACAACUGUACACUAACAUGCAAUAAAACAGCUGACUUAGCGACUAGGGCAAGGUCUUUUGCUAAAAGUUCAUGGUCAAUAUUUGUCUUCUAGGCUGACUUUGUUUUACACAGACUUUUGUCGCUCCAGCUUCCAACAGAUGUGCUUUACAAAUUACAGCACAUAUUUUUAUGGAGCAAUAAGUGAGAUUUCAGAAGCCAUUUAACCGAUUGCUUUGUUUCCUCAGUGACACAUGUCAGUGCAAGCUGCUUUGGGAAGGGAGCUCUAGGUCAUAUAGAUGCUUUGCUUCAUUGUCCUUGUUUGCCAGUCUGUUUUCUUUGAACCAAAUGCUUAACUUCCACAUAACAGUUCUUCUAAUAAAUAUUA